AGAAAAUACAUAAAUAAUAUGUAAAACUGUCAGGUAGCGAUACACUGGUGUUUGUCUGCGCUACUCAAUUAUUAGAAUAUCAAUUUAGAACAACUUUAUCAUAAACUUCAUAUACAUUACUCCUUAUGACAUAAUUGAAACGGCGAACAAUGACGUAAUAGGGUUAUUGGCGUAAUUCAAUCAUUUUUAAGGUGCUAUCGCUUUCCACCUAAAGUUUAAGGAGGAAUAUUUGAAUAAUAUUCCGUGGUGACAUGCAGCACACUGGCACACAGCCGCGCGGCUUCACACAGUUCGAGCUAGACUUGGUGGCCGACUCCACCUACUUCCAGCGCGCACCACCUAAGUGUGAGGACCAGGGAAGGGUGUACGACGCGGUGUUUCAUCCCAGACAGGGCUACGACCCCAGGGUGUCUCGGGAUGACAAGGCUGUUAACCUGACUCUGAACAUCUACAAGGAGGAAAGGUCUCGCCAGGUGCCCGUCCUCUCGUCCAGUGUGUACGGUUGGCGUGUGAACAAGCCCCUUGAGCCCCCUUACAAAAAGAACGUCCGUGUGCAGUUGAUCAAGAAGGGUUUCUUCCGCUCUCGAGGGACCGGCAUCCCCCUGCAGACAGAGAUGGCAGAGCUGAAUUAAAAAUGUUGACUUCAAUAAAACAUGAACUGCAUAGUUUUAAUCAG
This is a messenger RNA of Osmerus eperlanus (European smelt), 676 nucleotides long. Its product is annotated as cilia- and flagella-associated protein 90-like. The record is from RefSeq and is a predicted model, not a curated record. NCBI's taxonomy places the organism in Eukaryota, Metazoa, Chordata, Actinopteri, Osmeriformes, Osmeridae. The transcript has 3 exons. The coding region runs from base 252 to 632 and encodes 126 amino acids.